AAGUCUCCAACUCACCGCAAAUCCAAGUGAACUUCACAUAGAAAUGCAUCGCCAGGGCAAUUCUAGUGACUAGAAGAGUUUCAAAGGGAAAAUUAUUCUCCAGUCGCGAAGAGAAGGAAGAAUCUUAUUCAGUUCCAAGGGAAAAUCAGCGAGAAAAUUCAAUACUUUACGCCACGUGACGGGAAGGGAGAAAUUCUCAUUUCCUGUGGGAGGCAGACCCGAUUUAAUCGCGAUUGGCCGUUCUUCUCUCGUCAGCCAGACGCACCCGCGACACAGGUGUUUUUUCUCGCGUUUGAUCAUUUUUAGUCGCUCAGUGAAGAUUCUUUUUUGGGUAAGAGAGGACGACGACUUAGAGAGGCUGUCACGAUGCACCUUCAUCUCGAGAGCUGCCCAAGCGCCAGAAGCGAUUGCCCCAUUCAUGCUCUCUCUUGGAUGGGCAAAGUCCCCGACGAUAUGCCUGAGGAAGAAGGCUGGAAGCUGAACAGAGUUUUGUACUAUCAAGAAGGCUGGCUCGCCACCGGCAACGCUCGCGGUAUCGUGGGAGUAACUUAUUCUUCAUCGCACUGUAAACGUGGCGUCGAUGUCCCCGCAAGGACCAACUACAACCUCCAUGGCCACAGAGCUGAGGUGAGAGAUGUGUCCACUGUCAAUCGUGACCUCCGCGGCCACAGAGCUGAGGUGAGAGAUGUGUCCACUGUCCAUCAUGAUCAACUACAACCUCUGCGGCCAAAGAGUAGAGGUGAGAGAUGUGUCAAUCACCACCAUCACUUACCUAAGCUCUCUGUGGCCAGAGAUCUGAGGUAA
Molecule: messenger RNA, 804 nt
Organism: Hyalella azteca
Lineage: Eukaryota; Metazoa; Arthropoda; Malacostraca; Amphipoda; Hyalellidae
Product: tubby-related protein 4-like
Exons: 3
Coding region: 367-804 (145 amino acids)
Source: RefSeq, a predicted model, not a curated record